Messenger RNA from Oncorhynchus kisutch (coho salmon), 2657 nucleotides. RefSeq names its product fibronectin. Lineage: Eukaryota; Metazoa; Chordata; Actinopteri; Salmoniformes; Salmonidae. The record is from RefSeq and is a predicted model, not a curated record. Gene Ontology annotation, molecular function: protein binding. The transcript is spliced from 10 exons. The coding region runs from base 110 to 1972 and encodes 620 amino acids.
UUUAAAUAGUGUUUAACUGAAAUAGUAAGUGAAAGUAGUUGUGAAACUGAAAGUAAAUUCGACAACUAUUUUAUGUAGCUUCAAACGAGACAGCUCAACAGCAGGAGAAAUGAGUUGUGAUGGCGACCAGCACACAAUGCAGUCCUCAGAUGAUGUGCUGCCCCCUCCUGGUGACAUCCAGGUCCUGCUGCUGACAUUAGAUUCUGUGUCUCUGAGCUGGAGUUCUCCUCAGGGGCUGACAGGACCACAGACAUUCAGAGUGACCUGGGGGUGUGACGGUGAAACAAGCUCAACAAGAGUGAAAGAUGUGUAUCAUCUUAAAAUAAGCAGUCUCAGACCUGGUGAAAAGUACCAGUUCAAUGUGGCUACAGAGGGAGAAGAUGGAAGACAAAGCAGAUGGGUCUCAGCAUCCAUAUCCACAGUACUUCCUGCUCCAGACCAGCUGACUGUUGACUCAGUGGACACCACAUCAGCUGCUGUUAGCUGGAGCCAGCCACCAGGAUUGGACCACACCCAACAUCAUUACAAGAUCUCCUACUGCUGUCCAGGGAUAAAACCACACAUCACUACCACAUCUUCACCCAGCAUCACUCUCUGUGACCUGAAACCUGCUACUGAGUACUCGGUCACUGUCUGCACUGUGCUGGAAAAUGGAAAGCAAAGUCAACUGGUGUUAACAACCUUCACCACAGUACCCACUGCUCCUGGCCAGCUGACUGUUGACACCACAUCAGCUACUGUUAGCUGGAGCCAGUCACCAGGAUUGGACCAAACCCAACAUCAUUACCAGAUCUCCUACCGCUGUCCAGGGACAGAACCCCACUACACUACCACAUCUUCACACAGCAUCACUCUCUCUGACCUGAAACCUGCUACUGAAUACUCUGUCACUGUCUGCACUGUGCUGGAAAAUGGAAAGAAAAGUCGACUGGUGUCAACAACCCUCACAACAAUACUUCCUGCUCCAGACCAGCUGACCGUUGACUCAGUGGACACCACAUCAGCUACUGUUAGCUGGAGCCAGCCACCAGGAUUGGACCAAACCCAACAUCAUUACCAGAUCUCCUACCGCUGUCCAGGGACAGAACCACACAUCACUACCACAUCUUCACACAGCAUCACUCUCUGUGACCUGCAAUGUGGUACUCAGUACUCCGUCACUGUCUGCACUGUGCUGGAAAAUGGAAAGCAAAGUCGACUGGUGUCAACAACCCUCACCACAAUACUUCCUGCUCCAGACCAGCUGACUGUUGACUCAGUGGACACCACAUCAGCUGCUGUUAGCUGGAGCCAGCCACCAGGAUUGAACCAAACCCAACAUCAUUAUCAUUACCAAAUCUCCUACCAGUGUCCAGGGACAAAACCACACAUCACUAUCACAUCUUCACACAGCAUCAGUCUCUCUGACCUGCAAUGUGGUACUCAGUACUCCGUCACUGUCUGCACUGUGCUGGAAAAUGGAAAGCAAAGUCAACUGGUGUCAACAACCCUAACCACAGAACAUUUUCAGUGGUGGAAGAGACCCUCCACAGUUGCUGCAGUGUUUGUUGUACUGGCUGUGAUCAUGGGCCUGUGGGAUUCCUAUGCAGCUGCAGAGAGAGACCAGCUACAGACAAUUUACAACACACUGACUAAAGAGAGAGACCAGCUACAGAAUAGUCUAAAUACCAGGACCACAGAGAGAGACCAGCUACAGAAUAGUCUAAAUACCAGGACCACAGAUAGAGACCAGCUACAGAAUAGUCUAAACACCAGGACCACAGAGAGAGACCAGCUACAGAAUAGUCUAAAUACCAGGACCACCGAGAGAGACCAGUUACAGAAUAGUCUAAAUACCAGGACCACUGAAAUAGAUGAGUUGAUGAAGAGUCUGAACACUACAACUAUGGAGCGUGACCAGCUACAGAAGGAGAAAGAAUGGCUGAACUGGAAGAUCAAUGGUAAGGACAGCCCCCCCACACAGUUUCGGUAGUUGACCUGUUAUUUCACACCCAAGCAAAUUCAAGAAGUAUUGUCAGCGCUAGCCGUGGCCAUUAGGAACAGUAACAAAUGACAGGAACUGUGUUUUGCCGUAGUGCUCAACACAUGCCACAGUAGAUCAGAGUUAUAAUCAGAACUACAUACCUCGAACACCCUCAGAUUUAGGUUUGUCAGUCAAGGAAGUUAGAUAAAUUGUUGUUGGACAUUUUUUAUAAUUCACCAGUGACCUUGUGGUUAGUGUUCGCCCUGAGAUUGGAAGUAUUGAGAGUUCGAUCCCCGACCGAGUCAUAUGAAAGGCUGUAAAAUGUUACCCGAUGAGUGUCUGCUUGGCACUCAGCAUAAAGGAGAUAAAGCGGAGGUCCUACGAUAGACUAGUGUCCAGCGGGUGUACUUACAUUUUAAUUUGAUUUAAACAGGAUCAACUAGGACCAAUGUCUCAUUUGCAGUAGAGCCCUGUUUUCAAUACAAAGAAAUAAAACACAUACAUGCACAACUACUUAGACACAAGACAUAUACACCUUAAGAAAACAAUCACAAUUAACAGUUAAAAACUGUUCGACAUGUAAGGUGCAUCACAACUGAAGGGACAUUUUCUGAUCUGUGUAGAAACUGGGGAUCUGAAGUGUAAUGUAAUACAUUGACCCAGUUUUUAAUUAGUAAUUCUAGAAGAGACUAGA